AUGGCUACAAUCAAGCCGAUUGAGGGCAGAUCCAUCCACCAAAUACAGUCGGGACAGGUUAUAGUCGACCUUUGCUCGGUAGUCAAAGAACUGGUUGAGAAUAGUCUGGAUGCUGGCGCUACUUCAAUUGACGUUCGGCUUAAGAACCAAGGCCUAGACGCGAUCGAAGUACAAGACAAUGGGUCCGGGAUUGGUCCAGAAGACUUUGAGAGCCUUGCCCUCAAGCACUACACCUCGAAGCUCACAAGCUAUGACGACCUCGAAUCCCUCGACACCUUCGGUUUUCGUGGCGAAGCACUCUCCUCUUUGUCGGCCCUAUCCAAACUCAGUAUCAUAACUACACGAGCGGAGGAUGCUCCCAAGGGAUCGAAGCUCGAAUUUGAAAUCAGCGGUCGACUCGGGAACAAAUCGACUAUAGCCAGCACGAAAGGCACGGCUGUUGCCGUCAGCAAUAUCUUUUACAACUAUCCAGUUCGACGCAGGGAACUAGAAAAGAAUAUCAAAAGGGAAUAUGGGAAGGUUCUUGGGAUAUUGCAUGCAUAUGCGUGUAUUAGCACCGGCGUUCGAUUCUCCGUGAGCAAUAUAGAUAAGAAAGGGAAGAAAACGGUUGUCUUCUCUACGAAAUCUAAUCCGACUACGAGAGAAAAUAUUGCCAAUAUCUAUGGUGCGAAGACAUUACUUGCUCUCGUACCACUUGAUCUCCAGCUCGAGAUGGAGUCAUCCUCUAGUAUUGCUGCGAAAUUUGCGCAGAACGGGCCCGCAGAACGGCAGGUCAUCAUUGAAGGCCACAUCUCUCGCCCUGCAUCCGGCGAAGGCAGACAGCUGCCAGAUCGCCAGAUGUUCUUCGUGAACUCUCGUCCCUGUGGUCUUCCACAGGUCUCGAAGGCGUUCAACGAGGUGUAUAAAUCCUUCAAUAUGUCCCAAUCACCUUUCAUCUUUGCGAACUUGAAGAUGGAUACCGGCUCUUACGAUGUCAAUGUGUCUCCUGAUAAGCGAACCAUUAUGUUGCACGACCAAGGGGAGCUCCUGGAAUCCUUGAAAACGGCAUUGGUGGAAAUGUUCGGCGCACAGGAUCAAACGAUGCCGCAAGCGCAGCUGCUACAGAAAACCCAAACGCCCUUGCGGCAGUACCCAGCUUUUGCGAAUACAGUCACAGGGCCAAAGCGGCCAAUUGAUGAACAAUCUUCACCAUACUACGGCAAUGGUGGUAGCCGUGCCGCUGACAACGACCCAUCAUCAACGGUGGAGUUAGCGGACACCUCAAGCACUGUCGGAACCCCCAACAACCUAAUCCAGAAGUUCGCAUCACGGCUGGCCAACGUGCGUAACGACUCUGCGGGUGCCAAAUCUCUUGCUGUACCUCAUGUUUCAAACAAAAAGAGAAAGGUAUCUAAGGCAUUCGCGGCUCAAUCUCCUACAGAUGACGGCCAUUCAGCGCAAGUCGAUCUUUCGGAUACGGAGGGCCAGGAACGUGAACCUGCGGCCCACGGAAGUCCUCUGUUCAUUCCUGAAGGAGCGGAGGAGCCACCAGCUUCACCCCACGAUUCAGAACAGGAGGAGAUUCCAUCCACCACCACAACUCCUCGACGUUCUCAACCUGGGGUUGUGCAGAGUGCUUUCGAUCGUAUGCGGUUCAAGAGACGCUCGCCCGACAUUGCCACUGUCACGAUUGGUGAUGAGACUACCCAAGUGCCAAUUGGAUCAACACCGCAUAAGCAAGGAAAAAUUGCAAAGGCGAAGUCGACUGAGCGUCCUACUGUAUCAAAGAAGUCAGCUCGGGAAUUCAAGUCCGGACUUGCACUGUUUGCUGCGAUCCGGUCGGCCGGGGAAGACACCUACCAUCCUAUAGCAAGCCAGAUGGAUGAAAGCGAAGAUGAAGAGAGUCAAGCGGGCAGCCCUGCAGUCUCGUCAGAACCAGCUGAAUCGGAUUUGGAACGUGUCGCGGAUUCUCCAGAUCGUGAUACCGUCAAUGAGAAUGAGGAAGCUCUGGAAGAAUCGCAAGGAAACUUGGCUGAAGAGAGCCGCGUCCCUAGGGACGGCCCCAAUAUAGGUGAAGCCAGUGAAAGCGAACUACCCGCAGACGAGCCAUUGCGCGGAGAAUCCGAUGAUGAAUACAUCGAUGAAGGCGAGGCUGCCAGAAAGCACCAAGCAAAAGAAGACGCACGCGUCGCGCGGCUAAUUGCAGAAGCCGAAAAGCAUUCUUCGAGACCAACAGAUGAGAAUUUGAAGCGGACGGCCAAAGCCCUGACGCCUAGACCCACCAAAACCUCGACAUUCCACUUACAGAAGUCGGUGAAAGUCAAUCUCUCUGCAAUUGAGCGUCGACUGAGGGAUAUCUCAGACGUCUCGCUUAUUGAGAGUGACGGAACCUCCGAGGCUGGAUCACUCCUGGAUGUGGAGGACCGAAAGGCAGAGGAGCGUCUAUCUCUAACUGUCUCGAAGGCGGAUUUUACCCGGAUGCGAGUAGUCGGCCAGUUCAACAAAGGCUUCAUCCUCGCGACCAGGCCAGACCAUGCAACGAAUGAAAAGUCACAGAGUCAAGACGGGGACGAGCUGUUCAUCAUCGAUCAGCAUGCCUCGGAUGAAAAAUUCAACUUCGAGCGCCUCCAAGCCGAAACCAUCGUCCAAAACCAACGCCUCGUUCAGCCUCGCCGCCUCGAACUCACGGCCAUCGAAGAAGAAACCAUCCUCAACCGCCCGGCCCCCUUCCAAAAGAAUGGCUUUACCCUCGACAUCGACACUUCUGGCGCACACCCCGUCGGCCAACGCUGCAGCCUGCUCAGCCUGCCCAUGAGCCGCGACACGAAAUUCGACAUCCGCGACCUCGAAGAGCUGAUCGCGUUGGUCGACGAACAAGCCGUCGGGUCCGACGUCCCGCGCCCGAGCAAAGUGCGGAGGAUGUUCGCGAUGCGGGCAUGCCGUGGGUCGAUUAUGGUCGGGGAUGAGCUGACGAUGCCGAAGAUGAGGAUGGUCGUGCGGCAUAUGGGGGAGAUUGACAAGCCGUGGAAUUGUCCCCAUGGACGGCCGACGAUGAGGCACUUGUUUGCGCUGGGGGGUUGGAGGGGGUGGAAGGAGGGGGAUAGGUUGGCGGAUGGCGUGGAGGAGUUGGAUGAAGAGACGGAUUGGCCGGAAUUUUUGAGUCGGUAUGGACAGGCGCCGAAUAGUGAUGAAGAGGAUGAAGGCCCGAGCUCAGGGAACGCCGGCCCAGCCUCAUUUGCAGGAAUUAGAGGUGCGGCGAUAAAUGUCGACAUGUCUGACGUCUCCCACCCAUAA
This is a messenger RNA of Eremomyces bilateralis CBS 781.70, 3273 nucleotides long. Its product is annotated as DNA mismatch repair protein MutL. Bases 1 to 3273 code for a protein of 1090 amino acids. Gene Ontology annotation, cellular component: MutLalpha complex. The record is from RefSeq and is a predicted model, not a curated record. The transcript has 5 exons. NCBI's taxonomy places the organism in Eukaryota, Fungi, Ascomycota, Dothideomycetes, Eremomycetales, Eremomycetaceae. Gene Ontology annotation, molecular function: ATP hydrolysis activity; mismatched DNA binding; ATP binding. Gene Ontology annotation, biological process: mismatch repair.